Molecule: messenger RNA, 594 nt
Organism: Cryptomeria japonica (Japanese cedar)
Lineage: Eukaryota; Viridiplantae; Streptophyta; Pinopsida; Cupressales; Cupressaceae
Exons: 1
Coding region: 1-594 (197 amino acids)
Source: RefSeq, a predicted model, not a curated record
AUGGAUGGGGGGAAUGCCCAAGGUGAAUACUUUACAGUAGACAUUCAUGACAUCCACAAACAGGUCAAGGAGAUACUUGAGAAGAAUGUGGACAAGUAUAAGAAGAAGGCAGACUUGAAGAAGAGAGAUGUACAAUUCAAGGUGGGUGAUUUAGUAUUCACACAUUUGAGGAAGGAGAGAUUGCCAAAGGGAAAGUAUACAAAGUUGAUGAUGAAGAAGAUAGGGAUAUGUAAAGUGGUUCACAAGUAUGGCAAUAAUGCUUAUGACAUUGAACUCCCACUGGGGGUUGCUAUCUCACCUAUAUUCAAUGUAGCAGAUUUGUAUCCCUCUAAGGAGUUUGAUUUUGCAAGUCAAGGAGAAGAAGGAGCUGAAAGUGCUGAUAUGGAAUGGGUCAAGGACCUUCCACCUACUCAGCCUAUGCAACUUGAAGCCAUUUUGGACUCAAGAGAAGUGAAGAGGAAAAGGAAGAAAGUUUAUAAGGAGCACCUAAUCAAGUGGCUAGGACUACCAAAUGAAGAUGUCACCUGCAUGUCAGAGGAGGAUAUAACACAACAUAGGGUCUCAGUUGCAGAUCUCAUUUCAUCAGGAGCAUGA